AUGAUCCCUUUUCUUUUACUUGGAAUAGCCUAUGGAGAGCUUAUCCUCCAAGACUCAGACUAUUUAAACCCAAUCAGCUUAAGCUCAGUCCAACUUUACCAAGUCACAGACUAUUUCUUUCAUAUAGAAACCACCAUAUCUCUUGACGCAAAUGAUAUCUUAAACAUCCAAUUUCCUUCUGAAUACGAAUCUCUUAGUCUAUCUUCUUGUUCUUUAAUAUCUACUCCUAAAUCCAACCCUAUAGCAUACAGCUCCUCUUGUAUAAUUUCUUACCCUAUCAUAAAGCUCAUAAUCCCUGUCUCAUUCCCACCUAUAAAACUUACCAUAAUUCUAAGCGGCGUCCAAAACCCUUUGACUUAUAAAACAACCAGCUUAUUUUCAAUUUUUACCACAAAAACCAAUGAUAUUAGGUAUACAAGCCAAAAUUUUGCCUUUGGAAAUCUCGCCUUUGCUGAGAGAUUAUCAAGCGUUUUAACAGCUAAUUUAUUGACUGAUUAUUCUGGAUUUAGCAAUAUAGUAGGGGAAAAAUCAGACUAUUUAUUUGGGAUUGUUAUCACUGAUAAUAUUGAUAAAGGGACAUUUUUUAGGUUUAAUUUCCCUGAUUAUUGAGGAAAAACAGUAGGAGCUGACUAUCAUUGUAAAAUGGUCAGCUAUUUGUAUUAUAAUUUUGUGCCUGCAGGGAGUUUUUAUUGUGAAAGUGACGAAGAUUAUGUAUAUUUAAAAGGUUUAAGCCAAAAUAUAAAAGCUACAGCUAGCAGCCCAGUGAGAAUUGGGAUUUUAAUUACAGAUGUAAAAAACCCAGGCUGGGCUAUAAAUGGAGGGAUUUUUAGUAUUGGGAUAGAUAUUGUGCAACAAGGGACAAUAGUGGUGCUUAAGCAGUUUUCUACUACAACCCCUAGCAUUAUUUCAGGAUCAAUUACCAGCAUUUCUGCCACCCCAGUAAACAGUUUAGCAGACCCUAUUGUUGGUAACACAAUAUCUUACCUUAUAUCAUUCCAAAAUCCUCACGAAAUCCCAUUAGGCUCUACAAUAGCAAUGACCCUUCAGUCCUCCUCUUUCAGCACAUCUUCCUCAGACUGCUUUAUUUAUUCAGGUAUUUCUGACAGUCCAUCCUCCCAAGCAUCCUGCUUUUUAUCCUCUUCUCAAAUCAUUAUUUCUAAUUUUAACAAAAUUUAUGCCAGCACGACUAUAACAAUCCAAGUCCCUAUUUCUAUAUCCACAAAUUCUAUAUCAUUAUCAGUGUCGUCUAAUUAUGGAGCCAGUACAAUUGAUGUAGGCAGCCAAGUUAUUAUAACCCAAAGUAUAUCUGCGAAUAUUUUUCCAAGUUUAUCAGUGUCAUAUCCUGGGAGUGGAGUAAUAAGCUCUUAUGGGACUUUUACAGCCAGUUUAAAGCCUACUUCUGUGCUACCGAUUGGGUCACUUAUUUAUAUUUCAUUUCCAAAGGAAUUUCUUAUAGAUAGCUCACCAUGCUCCCAGACUGCGUAUUUAGGAACUGGAACAUUUCCAAUUUCAUGUGAAAUUUCUGAAAAAACUGUAAAAAUGACUACAAAAACAGACUCGAUCUCGACCUCAGAAAAUUCAGUAUUUACCUUGUCACUGACCCUUCCUAAAGUCCAUACUAAUUCAGAAAAUUCAUAUGAAAUUUGUAUAAGAGCUAUUUCAGGAAGCAGCAUAAUUAACACCCAAUGUCUCAUAGAAAAUGUAGAAGCUUCAAGCUUGUCAAGCCUUACUAAUAAUAUUUUAGGAGAUUCUGAUGCUCCUGGCAUAUACAUGCCUUUUACAAUUACCUUUAAAUCUCCUAUUACUACUGAUUCUCAAAAUUCUGCUGUUCUUGUGAGCUUUAGUACAGGGACUUCUGGAUCGCCAGGGUUUCCUUUAAAUCUUGGAAUUGGAACACCUAACUGUAAAUUCACAGGGACAUCAGAAAAAUCUUCCUGUAAAUUAUCAGCUUCAAAUUCAAUAGGAACAGAUGCAGCUCUUUGGCUAUUAUCAUUAGGAGCUCUUACAACUAAUAGCAACACAGUCCGGCUUAUAUUAAAAAGCCCAAGCACUGCAGGUGUUACAUUUUUUUAUCAAAUAAAAAUUGGGUAUAUAGAAAAUCGUAUAUUUAAACUCAUAGGCCAAACUACUGGGAGCACUAUUACUGUCGGGACAAGCCCAGCUUCAUGGGCAAGCUCACUAAUAGCUUCUAGAAGCUCACUUGUGAUAAACGAGUCAAUAUCCUUGGUAUUGUCACUAAUAUCUCCUACAGCAGUUUUAAACAAUUGGGAAUUUUACGCAAUUUUUCCUAUUGGCUGGGAUUUGUCAGGGGUUUCAUCAAUUUCAGCAUUAAGCUCGACAAGUAGUCUUGAAGUGUUUAAUAAUGAUUAUGCGCCGAUUGUAAAAGUUCUGCUGGCAGCUGGAGGAAUUUCAACUGCUGCCAGCUCAUCUUUGACUAUAAAUGGGCUUAAAAAUCCAAUGCCAGUUGGGUAUGCGACUGGAGUCCCUUUAAAUAUUGGCUUAAUAGGAGCUUCCCAAUCCAUGGUCGCCUACUCUUCAACUGAUAAUUUACAAGCCUCAACCCAAGGUGCUAUUAUAAACCCUUCACUUACUAUAAAUCCUCCAGAAACCAACAAUCCUGGCGCACAGUAUAAAUUUAAUUUUACAAGCCUAAAUGGAAUUCCUGAAAAUGGAAAAAUAAUUUUGAGCCUUUCAGGAAGCUUGACUGGGCUCUCUACAUCAAUAUUGUCACAUAGCUUUAAAAACAUAAUUACAGUGAGUUUGUCUGGGAAUGUGUUUACAUUGAGCAAUUUAAAGCAGGUGGAGCCGAAGACUGAGAUUGACAUUUAUGUUGAUAAUGUGCAGAAUCCUGGGACGGCUUCUUUGACGAAUUUUAUGAUAUUUCUUGGUAAAUUAAAUAAUCCCAUUAAUUUUUUAAUUUUUAUGAGAAUUUUGGUCGAGAGAGGUUAUUUUAAAGCAGAUUAUUAACCACAGAUAGCUCUGGUCGAAAUAUAGAUUCAGUUACUUUAAAUGGUCAGCUUACUUCCCAAUUUGCAUACGGGGAAAUAAAAAUUUUAAGCAUAUCUUUUGAGCCUCCAAACUUGUAUAUCCAAAACGCUGAUUUUUCAAUUUCAUUUUCAUCAUCACACAGACUUGCACCAUCAAGUACUAUACAAAUAAAUAUUCCAUGAGAAUUUGAUGCUUUAGCUUCAAGCUCUUGCACCUUAAACUACGCAAUAAGUCUCUGCACAGCUUCAGAGCACCUAAUAACAGCUGUUUUGUCUGAAGCAGUUGAAGCUGAAGAAAUAUUCUCUAUGAGAUUAUAUAUAAUCCCUUUAUAGUACAAUUACCAUAAAAUUAAAAAAUCUAUUAAAUUCAGAAUAAUUUUAUUAACACUUUACCAAGUUUUUAAUAUCCCUAAUGUAGAAACUACAAGCUCAUUUACCAUCACAAUUACGAAUAAAAAUACACUUAUUGAUAAAACUAAAGCUACUGCUUUGUAUACAUUUAGCCCAUUGCCUAAAAUCGGCACUUUUCCUAUAGAAAGUAUUGAAUUUUACCCAAAAAAUCAAGGAGUUUCUGCUACAUAUAAAUUUAUUAUUAAUUUGCCAGUAAAAAUUGAUGAGACUGUAAAAGUAGUAGUUUGGUUUCCUAAUGAAUUCGAUGAGGCUUUGACAGGCUCUCAAAGUAUUUCAUGCUGGGGAGAUCCAAUUCAGCUUGUUGGGUACCAAAUAAGCUGUCAGCUAUUAAGCAAUAGAAAACUCAUUAUAAGUGGCUUCAACGAAAUUGCAGCAGAUUUAUCAAUCUCUAUUUAUAUAGGAAACAUCAUAAACCCUAAAGGCAAAAUCGGCAAAUUUCGCUUUGCUUUGCAAGACAGCAACGGUAAGCUUAUUCUAUAUACCUCAAAUGCAGGCAAUUUGUCAUCUUCCUCAAUACCCCAGCCUUUAAAAAUUUCUGAUAUUACGAUUGACAGUCCUUAUGCAAGAAUUCUCAAUAAUUUUACCUUUGAAUUUGAGCCAGUCUCAUUUAUCCCAAGCGACCUUAAUAAAGGUAGAAUUUGGGUCGAUUUUCCAUCAGAUUAUGUUUUAAAAAAUUUAGGGACAGCUUGGACUUAUUCUUGUUCAGCAAAAAUGAUAAAGGGUUAUGAUACAAUUACACCCUGGGGUAGUGUUAAGUGUAUAAAUAAAGAUUCUAAUAGAAUCGAAAUAAGUGGUGGGGAUUAUUAUGCUAAAACCCUUAUUUUAGCAAAAUAAUUUACUUUAAAAAUUUUUUUAUUUUUAUAUAAUUUUGGUAUAUAUCCCUAGCUCAGAUAAAAAAUUACAAAUUAAAAUUUUUGACGUCCCUGGGCCUCAAGCCAGCACUUCUAGCCUCCCUUUUCUGAUUAAAACUUAUGACGAUUACAAUAAAAUCCUCCUUGACACCACCUACCCCCUGCUAAACUACCCGUUUUCUUUCAGUUUAUCUCUUUCUGGUGAAGAAAUCCUUAUCAAUAUAGGAAACUCAAUUACCAUAAUUAAAGGCACAUCUUCAUCUACCAUAACUGCAAAAACAAGCUUGUCGCCUAUGAGGGUAAAUCUUCAGCUGACCAUGAAUAUGCCCAAAAUUUCAGGUGCAAGGCUGCAUCCUUCUGAAGUCUUGACUUGGCCAAUAUCUCAGCCUCAGGUAGAAUUUACCUUAUCAGUUCCUUAUUCUACAACCCCAGGGAUUUAUAAUUUAGAAUGGAUAAAAUCUGGGGAUAGCUAUGACCUUAAUAAUCCUCAGGAUACGAUUUAUGCAGAUUUAGGAAGAACAAUUAUCAAUGUAAUUGAAGGGCUUGCCACGAUUUCUAUAUCUGAGAUAACGCCAAUUCCUGAAAAUGGGCAUUCUUUGCCGAUUAUUGUGACUUUGAGUAAUGCUCCACAUUCAGAGCUAAUUAUAACGCCUGCUGAGACGUCAGGGGAAUUAGAAGUGUCGUUUAAACCUAUUUUGUUGGUGUUUUCUGGAGGGGAAACAGAAAAAGAGCUGAUUAUUUAUGGAGGAGGAAUUUCUAACUCCCCUUUUUAUUAGAAAAAAAAAAACUUAUUUUUGGGAAAAUCACACAUUUAAGAGUAAGCAAGAUGUUUUAAUAUAUUUUUUUUUAGGUGUGCAUUAUAUUAAUAUAUAAUUAAAGAUUAUAAUAAUGAAUUAUACUAAAUUUUUGGCAGUCCAAAAUCUAAAUUUUUUAAAAUUAAAUAGGCUCUCCUUUCAAAAAAAUAUUACUUUCUACUCGUUAUCAAGCAAGUUAAAUUCUCCAAAAGCGCGAAGUAAGGUAAAAUUUGAAAUUGAAUGAAAAUUGUCAGGAAAUGAAGCCAAAGCAUAUAAAAAACCAUCAAACUCAGAAAUCCAGGCAACUGGGAGAAGGGAUGCAACACCAAUUAUCGCAAACGUGAAAACCAUUGAUAUAGGCCAACACUAUGUGACUUUUCAGAUCAAUACUUCAGUGAAAGGAACUUUAUAUUACCAGCUAGAGCUAAGAUAUACAAGAUCACCAAAUCCAGUCGCACUAGUAGCAAGCUAUGAUGAAGGCUACGCAUCCAGAAUAAACCUAUUAAGCUCUACCAAUAUAAACACAAUCACCAUUACCAACCUCGCUGCAGAAACUGAAUACAUUACCUAUUUUACCCUUGUAGAUACAAGCGAUAACAUGUCCCUAAUCUAUUCCUACGAAUUCAUCACAUUAGAAGACUACCAAAGUAUCCUAACUUAUAUCGCUUUUAAUGAAUACAACCCAGUCACCCAAGGCUCCUCAGAUUUUCUUAAUAAUUCUUUAAUCCCAACCCUCGCCAAAGCUAUGGCAAUCCACCCUUCCAGAGUUUCUUUAAAAUCAGCAGCCACUUCUAGACAGCUACAAAGCCACAAUUCCAAUGAAGUCGCCUGCUAUAUCGCAAAUGAUAAAUAUGCAGACUUGCCAAGCCCAGCUUCUCUAAUAGGAAAUUUACCUUUACCUACCUUAAAUUCUUAUAUUUCUAAAAUCGGGAUCACUGCUUAUAGUAUUUCUAAUUUAAUUACUAUUGGAAAUUCCCGGCCUGAUUGGCUAGAAAUGGGGUCUGUGUGGUCUGUUACAAAUUCCUCUAUAACUUGUGCAGGAGCCCUGAGAAGUCCUGGGUAUAUACAUAUGGUCAUAUUGGAGACUGAGGCAAAAUCUCCAAGUCCUCAACAAAUUGUAUGGGGGGUUGAUGGAGAAAAUAAUGAGGCAAUGCACGCUUAUGUGUAUACAGAAGGAGGCAGCAGGGUGUUUGUUACUUAUGAAGGGCUUGAUAAUGAUAAGAGGUAUGAUGUAUAUAUUUCAGCGUCAAAUGAUAAUCCAGGGAAUAAUAAAGCGGUGGUUGGUCAAGCAUAGGUAGCAACCAGACACCCCCACCCCCCUUUCACAGAUGGCACCCCUCUCGGGUUUAUCCUAUAGAAGUAAUUGAUAGGAAAUAAGCAGAAUAAAUUAAAUAUAACCCAAUUAAAACACUAUAUUGUUAAAUUAAGUCCACAAAUUACUUUAUAUUUAUAAUUAAUUAAUAAAUUUAAAUUUAUUAGCAAUUAAUUAGAAAAUAUAUUAAAUUUAUAUUUAUAAAUAUAAUGCCAAAUAUAUAUAGAUAAUGGCAUUAAUUAUUAAAUUAGCCAAGCACAAUAAAAUAACUUGCAUUAAAUUUAUUGAUUCAUAAAUUAAAGCUAAUCUGAUGACCAUUGUACAAGGAUUGCAGGACUGAAUUGGUAACAGGAUUCAAUAAUAAAAAUAGUAUUUGCUAUUGUCAGUUUUACUUUUGGAUCUCUAAUUCGACUUUUAGCCUUUGUUCCACAAAGUUCAUAAAUAUAUGCAGGAUAUAUUGCUAAUUAAUACCAAAGAUCAUUAUUAUGCUUGUUAAAUUUUUUCAUAUGUAGUGUGCUUAGUAGUUAUAGGAAAUUCUCACCCCAUUCCACCUACGCUAUGUGGAUAUUGUAUAAAUCAGUAAUUUUGAAUAUUUAAAAUAAUAAUUUAUUUAUAACGUCUGCUCUAAAUUGUCAUUUGUCAUAUAUUUAUGCUAUAUUUAGGGGGGGGCGCCAUCUGUGAAAGGGGGGUGGGGGUGCAAUUUUUUAGGGGGGGUGGGGGUACCAUUUUAGGGUGGUGGGGGGGGUGGGGGGGGUACCACUUUUAGGGGGUUUGGGGGUGGGGGUGUAGGGCUGCGACCUAUGCUUGACCAGGUGGUGUAUAAUGCAGCUGAGUAUAUUGGGGUUAGGACUGCAGUAGGGGAUACCUGCAAAGACUGCGAUGUUUUUAUAGUGGGAGAUAGCGCAGUUUGGAUAGUUUUUAGUACUGGGUUGGGGUUUUUAAUGGGUUAAGUUGAUUAGAUUUCGAAAACCAUGCAAUUCCUGAAGGAUUGUAUACAAAAAUAACGCCCCUUCGCCUGCUCGCCAUUUCAUAAACAACUUUACAAAGGUUGCUGGCAAUACAGAAUUAAAAAUGUCGAAUUUUAUGGUCAAAUCUCGGCGAAAAUCGAAAUCCGAAGCCCGAUGGGUAACUCCUGGUUUUACUCUAGAAAACAGUCCUGAUUGGCCAGGAAACAACCCACUGGUCUGCUGAGAGAUCCAUUUCCAGCUCUCAGCUCCAUUCCCCUCUGAGGAAAAAACUUACCAUUGGUGUAAAGCUGUCCUUUUAAUGUAUAGCAAUUGCCCGAGGAUGGCGCAAGAUAGCGCCAUCCUCGGGCAAUUCCUAUAUACUAAUUCAGGCUUGGAGAAAUAAUUUAACACUUUGACGACAACAUCAAAUUUUCCCAUAAGAAUAGGCUUUACCAUUCAUGACAAAAACUACCCAGAAUUCUACCAAAACAUACUAAUUGAUGGUAAAGUGGCUGAAGUAUUAAAAUUAUGAAUUAAUUAUUAAUUGUUAAAACUAUGCAAAUAUUAGAGAAAAAAUUGGGUCAAUAUAAUAGGCGAUAAACUUACAUAAAUAAAUAAAUUUUAAUGUAUAUACCAUUAGAGUAAAGCAUGUGAUCGCCUAAUUGAGCUUCACCACACCAAAAAAAACCUGACCAGAUGCGCGUUCCCGAGCGUUAACCUCCAUUUUUCAAGGUCCCGCACUUGGGUCAACUGCAGGAGUUGAGGAGUUGUUUGGCUUGCCACACCAUUUUAAUGUUUAUAGGUUUUUAAUAGUAAUUUUUUAA
Molecule: messenger RNA, 8126 nt
Organism: Blepharisma stoltei
Lineage: Eukaryota; Ciliophora; Heterotrichea; Heterotrichida; Blepharismidae
Source: the annotation of a GenBank genome assembly